This is a messenger RNA of Funneliformis caledonium, 696 nucleotides long. NCBI's taxonomy places the organism in Eukaryota, Fungi, Glomeromycota, Glomeromycetes, Glomerales, Glomeraceae. The record is from the annotation of a GenBank genome assembly.
AUGGACGAACCUUUGAGUCACGUAAUUUGGUCGCAAGUCCUAGAAGAGACAUAUCUUAAGUUUCAAUGGUCUGAAGAGGUCAAAAAACAUACCUACGUUGAUAGAAAAGUUGAGCCAAGUGUUAUUGAAGAAGCAAUCCAAUCUUAUAUGAAUGGCGAUAAUAACACACAAAGGUGUAGAGCAAGAUAUCGCGGGAGAAUCAUAAUUCAGAAGGAUUUAGGUGAUAAUAAACUUGUUCGGGUGGUAGUAGCGACUAAUCCGAACCCGCCAGACGUAAACUUCGAAUAUUAUAAUGAUACGGAUAAUCUGCAAAUUUAUAUGUUAAGAAUUUCUGAAGGUCUUUAUGAUAUCUCUGACGAAAUCAAUGAUGACCUUCUAUUAUCUUAUGACCAUGAAGGCAAGAUAGUAGCUGUUGAAAUAUAUGAAGUAUCAAAGUUAUUACAUGCAUCCUUCGUUCAAGGAAAGCCACACUUUGUGAUUAAUCACAUCUAUCAUGAAGAUUCUAAUAUUUUGAGGUUUAAUUUCGUUAAAAGUACUCCAAUCAUGGUAAAUUUCAAGAAAACCGAGGUGGAGGAUAUUGAGGUGGGAAUUGAUAACGCUGGAAAGCUUGUUAGUUUACUCUUUUAUAAUGCUAGUAAAGUUGCUAAAAUUUCUUUAAAUCUAGCAGUAUCUGAUGGUCUUCCUUUAGACACUUAA